This is a messenger RNA of Drosophila suzukii, 1538 nucleotides long. It is a transcript of the gene NitFhit, whose product is annotated as NFT-1 protein. The record is from RefSeq and is a predicted model, not a curated record. Gene Ontology annotation, biological process: nucleobase-containing compound metabolic process. Gene Ontology annotation, molecular function: bis(5'-adenosyl)-triphosphatase activity; hydrolase activity, acting on carbon-nitrogen (but not peptide) bonds, in linear amides. Lineage: Eukaryota; Metazoa; Arthropoda; Insecta; Diptera; Drosophilidae.
UGCCAUUCCCGGGUAACGCCGACAAACGAGGGGGCCGUAAAGGGAGGAUAAGCAGUAAACAACUAACCGGCGGACUGUCUCAAUGUCAACUCUAGUCAGAAUCAUACGACGCAGCAUUGUGACCACCCUCCAACAGCAGCUACGCAGGAUGUCCGGUCCGGGGAAAAGUGCAACUAUUGCCGUGGGUCAGAUGCGAUCCACCAGCGACAAGACGGCCAAUCUCGGCCAGGUAAAGGAGCUGGUGGCUAGGGCCAAGUCCAAAAACGCCUGCAUGCUUUUUCUGCCCGAGUGCUGUGACUUUGUGGGCGAGAGCCGCGCCCAAACGCUGGAGCUUUCGGAGGGCUUGGACGGGGAGCUAAUGGCACAGUACCGAGAACUGGCCAAGUGGAACGAGAUGUGGCUCUCCCUGGGUGGCGUGCACGAGCGGAACGACCAGGGAAAGAUUUACAACGCGCACGUACUGGUCAACGAAAAGGGGGAGCUAGCCGCAGUAUAUAGAAAGAUGCAUCUUUUUGACGCCACGACAAAGGAGAUUCGCCUGCGCGAGUCGGACACAGUGACCCCUGGAGAGCGUCUAGAGCGACCAGUAUGCACGCCCGCUGGCCAGGUGGGACUCCAGAUCUGCUACGACCUUCGGUUUGCUGAAACGGCAGUUUUGCUGAGAAAGAUGGGUGCACAGUUGCUCACCUAUCCGGCUGCCUUUACCUAUGCAACAGGCAAGGCGCACUGGGAGAUCCUUUUGCGCGCGAGAGCGAUUGAAACACAGUGUUUUGUAGUCGCGGCCGCCCAGCAGGGUUGGCACAACAAGAAGCGACAGAGUUGGGGCCACAGCAUGAUCGUCAGUCCCUGGGGAAAAGUGCUGGCCGACUGUGGUGGCGAUCGGGAGCUUGAAAUAGGCACAGUCGAGGUGGAUCUCUCCGUUCUGCAAUCCCUGUACCAGACUAUGCCCUGCUUCGAACACCGGCGAAACGACCUCUACUGCCUAACGGCCUACGGGCUGAAAAGCAAGGAGCCCGCCCAGGAUCGGCCAUUUGCCACCAAUAUCGUGGACAGGCGCACCAUUUUCUACGAGUCCGAUCACUGUUUUGCCUUCACCAACUUGCGGUGUGUGGUCGAAGGCCACGUACUGGUUUCCACUAAGCGAGUGACACCACGUCUUUGUGGUCUUGACUGCGCAGAGAUCGCGGACAUGUUCACGACUGUCUGCAUGGUGCAGCGGCUGUUGGAGAAGAUUUACCAGACCACUUCUGCCACAGUCACUGUGCAGGAUGGAGCCGAGGCCGGGCAAACCGUUCCCCACGUCCACUUUCACGUCAUGCCUCGACGUCAUGGGGACUUCGGCCACAAUGACCAAAUCUAUGUAAAACUGGAUGAAAGCGCCGAGGAAAAGCCACCGCGCACGAUCGAGGAAAGAAUCGAGGAGGCACAAGUGUACCGCAAGUUCCUGCUGGACAGUAGCUAGCUGCUUAUCCCGAUUCCUUUUCCUGCCAUGUGAUCUAUUACAUUAAUAAAGAACCCCUCGAUCGCCCGCCUUCAAA